This is a messenger RNA of Sinocyclocheilus rhinocerous, 1393 nucleotides long. RefSeq names its product unconventional myosin-XVB-like. Gene Ontology annotation, cellular component: cytoskeleton. Bases 157 to 1383 code for a protein of 408 amino acids. The transcript is spliced from 12 exons. The record is from RefSeq and is a predicted model, not a curated record. NCBI's taxonomy places the organism in Eukaryota, Metazoa, Chordata, Actinopteri, Cypriniformes, Cyprinidae.
AAGCACCACUUCUCUUGUGUUUGGAUUUCAACUAAUUUCAUCAGUUAAAGAGCACUUUACAUGGGGACGGCUACGUUUGUUUUAAUAUCAUCCUAGGAACAUACUGAUAGAACCAGAGUGAAGGAAGCAGCAAAACCUACAUCUUCCUCUUCAGAGAUGGAUGUGGGAAUAUUGGAGAUCCCGGCAGAACUAUCGGCCCGAUUACGCAGUGCAGCAGGACGUCCUCAAGGAUCAGGAGUAACAGAAGUAGCUCUGCCGCAGGUCAAAGCAGACCACAACCUCUCACUGCCCCAAGACAUUAACAGAUACCCUUUCUCCCAAUAUGCCAACACAGUCCUGAAGGAUGGAUGGUGCCAACCGCAGGGUUUCCCGCUUCAGAAGCCUUUGACUUCUCUGGACUAUGAUGAUGCCCGUACAGCUCUAGAAAUCUACAAACUGAUCCUGCGUUUCACAGGUGACUCUGAUCUGACUGGAUGGCAAGAGCAGAUGUUGGGGAACUACAUCGUGGAGAAGAGUCAAUCACAGCCCAGCAUCGGAGAUGAGAUUCUAGCUCAGCUGGUGUACCACACUUGGGACGGGGAUAAUGAGGAGAGUACCCUGCGGGGCUGGUUGCUCCUGGCCUGCUGUCUGAGUGCCUUCACACCCUCUCCUGCCUUGGAGAAACCCCUCCUUAAGUACGUGUCUGACCGAGGUCCAGAGGAGUACCGCUCUCUGUGCCAGCACAAGCUCCUCACAUCCCUCCAGCUCCCCUUCCCUGCCUGCAGACGACACCCUCCGAGUCAACUCGAGUGGACAGCCAAUCAGAGAAAAGGAAAGAUGGUGGUGGAGGUUAACACUUUCAAUGAGGAAAGGUUAACUGUGGAAGUGGAGUCUUGGACCUCAGGGGAACAACUGGCCUCUUGGCUUCUUAGCUACAGGGGUCUGACUGAAGCUACACGGGGCUGGUCUGUGUCUCUGCUGGCUGGGGAGGGUUGGACCGACCUGGCAGGCUGUGACUUUGUAAUGGAUCUCUUGGCUGGAGUGGAGGCUGAUGUGCCCCUGGGUCACCCACCCACUCAAACCGAUUACCUCUUUGGCAACACAGGUGACAGGAUGGCAACUACAGAUCUGGAUGACUUUAUACCUCCUGCUCCCCCUAUGCAAGCCCCUGGUCUCCCACCCUUUGAAGCAUACCCAUGGGACACCUAUGAACCCUCUUCCACAUCCCAGGGAUCUCGUGGUCGACAGAUGGAUUCUUACGUUGAUGACCUUUUUGAUCCUGUGUUUGAUCAGGGUCCUGGGGACUUUGAACAGAUGGCCAUGCUGAAUCGUAGAAUGAGAGGAGGAGGAGGCAUGAUGCCCAGCAUGUACGCCGGAGCAGGUACAGAUUGUAUAUCUGUUUAAUUAGUGUGUA